AUGGAGUCUAUUCUAUCAAAUCCAGAUACAGGUAAUAGGGAGCCUGAACUUUUUGUUGUUGUGCUAUGGACACUAUGGAAUAGGAGGAAUAAUUUGCACUUGGGCAAGCCUACACUCUCACUCGGUCAAGUAGUAGCUUGGCAGGCACAAGUUCAAGAUGCUUAUAAAGUCAACUUCGAUGGCGCGGUUUUUGUAGAAGAGGGACUUGUUGGCUUGGGAGUUGUGAUCCAUAACAACCAUGAACUGAUCAUGGCUUCUCUUACUCAGCAAAUACCUCUACUCGAUUCAAUUAUAGAGGUGGAAGUCUUGGUUGCACGGAAAGCAUUGGAGCUUACACUUGAACUUGGCUUUGACAACAUCACUUUUGAAGGGGACUUUGAAGUUUUGAUCAAAUCUUUAGCAAAGGGCGGCAAUUCUCUAGCUCACUAUGGUCAUUUAAUUGCAGACAUUCAAAUUCUCAUGGCUCGGUUUUCAUCGCUUAGUUUAUCUCAUGUUAGGAGACAUUGUAAUAGUUUGGCACAUGCCUUAGCUCAACGAGCAUCCUUUACCUCUGAUUUGUCAAUCUGGAUGGAAGAAAUACCACCAAACCUUAACUUUGUAUACAUGGCUGAUUUGAGUGGCCUAAGCUGA
Molecule: messenger RNA, 630 nt
Organism: Quercus lobata
Lineage: Eukaryota; Viridiplantae; Streptophyta; Magnoliopsida; Fagales; Fagaceae
Exons: 3
Coding region: 1-630 (209 amino acids)
Molecular function (GO): nucleic acid binding; RNA-DNA hybrid ribonuclease activity
Source: RefSeq, a predicted model, not a curated record